CAAAAAAUAAUAAAUACUUUGUUUGACAGAGAACAAAAGCAUUUCGCCACAUAUAAAAUAAAUACAUUUUCGUUAUCAAUUAUCCGAAAGGGAUUCACUAAAUGUUUUAGUAUACAAAUUUACUAAUAGGAAACUGUGGUCAGGCUAACUACGGCUAAAAACUUUGUUACAUUCUUCUGUUCAUUUUCUACUUUCUUUUUUUUGAUUCAAAUUAUGGCAAUAAUUGCGUAUUGUAGUUAUCCAUUUUUCUAUUAUCAAUGCUUGAGUGUAUCAAUAAAUUAACAAUGGCAAUUCUGCGGCUUCCUUUGCUUUGACAUAUAUUUUGUAGACAUUGUACUUAUCGCAUUUUUUACUUAUCGCUCUUUGUAUUAAAAUUUGUCCAAAAUUGCCCAUUAGUUAAAAAAAGGAAAAUGGAUUGCCUUACUAGCCCUAGCAGUCCUAAAUACAACACAACAAUCGAACAAAAGUUAAAGGCACAAAGAGCCGCCAAAUUAUAUCGUCGGUCAUCACCUAAGCUACGAGAUCUUUUGAGAGAGAAAUGUAGGAUACGUUUGAAAGAAGCUCGUCAUAUCUCGCAUUCGCGCAUGAGGUCAAUAAAUGAAGAAGACGAAGAACAUGUUCCACUUAAAGACUUAUUACGCCAAGAAAUCUCCGAGUUGGACUUUGAUAUAAAUCUACAGGAAGAGAUUUAUAAUGAACUAAUUGAAGAGAUAAAUGAAUGGUUCGUAGAACAGCAAGAAGGAGAAGACAAUUAUUAUGUGGAAGUAGACGAGACGAAUGCGCUGAUUUGUCCGGUUUGCCAGAAAUCAACCCUCGUAAUUUAUUUAAAUAAAGAUAAUCGCUAUAAUUACCGGUGCAAAUGUAGUGCUAAUUUUUUCUUUAAGGAAGGCCCACAAGUUUUGCAAUCUCUACUAAGCGACGAAAUUGAUAAACAUGAACAGCUGUGUUCCAAACGUUUAAUAUUUUUUGUGAAUCCUCUAACGCAACAAUUGGAGAUUAUAUGUGAAACAUGUGAUUAUUUUUCCUGCUAGCAAUUUGUCAAAUUUUUUGCGUAUAUAUUUUGUUUUUGGUUAAUUCAUAUAAUUAAUAUUAUGUGAAUAGAGUGCAAGUUUUCCUCUAAAUCUCUCGUAAGUGCUUUAUAUUAAGUCCAUUAAUGUAUUAUUAUAAACACAGCUAAGUACUCAAAAUUCUUUUCCUAACAUAUACAUUUUUGAAAGUCAACGUGUUACCUAAAAGUGGUUUUUUUAACAUUAGGGAUCAAGACUUUUUCCUAAAUAAAUUCUCGUUGUUUAUUAAUAUUUCAGAUUCAACUAAAUUCCUUCUUGGUCAAAGCUGCAUAUUAAACAAUAGCUUUCUCUACGUAAAUUGUUUUGCCCUUUUUUUUCGUUUAUACACUUUCUAAAGUUAUUUAACAAUAUAGUAAUUUCUAAUGAAAUAUAAAAUUGUAUUUGGUUUUUCCCUUUUUUAUUUAUAAUAUAUUUCUAUUUUUUUGUAAAUUUUCAUUCGAUUUCAAUUUUGCACCAAGCACGUUGUCCACACUUUAGAACUAUAAUCAAGCUCCAAAGGUUCAUACAAAUCAAACGCAUAAAUAAUGGUUUCUUAAAAUAAACAUUGUACAGAUGCUUUUACCUCGAAUUCCUAUACCACCCAUUGAUUUAUAAACAUUGUACAGAUGUUUUUACCUCGAAUUUCUACACCCCCCAUUAUCAUUAGAAGACCCACCAACACUAUAUGUUCUUGCUAAGAUCAUUACAUGGAAAGCUAAUAUAAAAAUUAUCUUCAGUGUGGAUCACACUGGAUAUUGCCAAACUUUUUCAUCUAAAUACGUAACGUUUUGGGAACGAAAAUGUCCCUUGAAAUAAACUGAUAGUUUAAUCUAUGAAUUUCAGUUCAAUUGCAGGCCAUGUUCUUUCCACAGCAAUUGCCUAUUCCUAUAUAACUAUAUGAUCCCAGCAUAAAUCGUAAGUUCGAUUAAGAUACUCACGAAAAAUUUCACUUUUAUAUAAAAGUGUUGACGGAAAACGCCGUGGUGCGCAAAAACAAAAACAAACAAAGGAAGAAAUACCAAUGAAAGAUGACAAUUUGAAAGAUUGGAAGUGUCCCCAAUGCGGAGAGAUCUUAACUUCUGCCUCUCGCCUUGAACAACACCUAGAAAGUCAUUUAGAAAACAAAUACUAAUUAUUAAACAUUAUUAAACAGUCUUAAACCCUUCUAAACACUUGAAAAUAAUAGCGGA
Messenger RNA from Glossina fuscipes, 2236 nucleotides. It is a transcript of the gene Ripalpha, whose product is annotated as RIP-like protein. NCBI's taxonomy places the organism in Eukaryota, Metazoa, Arthropoda, Insecta, Diptera, Glossinidae. Bases 411 to 1031 code for a protein of 206 amino acids. Gene Ontology annotation, biological process: protein import into nucleus. The transcript has 4 exons. Gene Ontology annotation, cellular component: nucleus. The record is from RefSeq and is a predicted model, not a curated record.